AAGGCUUCGCUUUAGAUAAAGUGGAAACACACAGUGGUUACCAGUCUACCGAAAUCUUUGCGCGUUCUUUCCUUUCUCUCGUUUGAAUUCGGCAAAAUGAGGUAAGAGUCAGAAAACAAUCUCUAAAAAUCUAGCUUGAAUUUUAUCCAUCCAAACAAAUACACCGUAUACCUUGAUAAAUAAAGUACUGAUCUUUCAUUAUAUGAAAAGAAAUUCCUCUAAACACUUUGAAAUUGUGAAAAAGUUUUGAUUACAAAAUUGGUGUUCGGGAGCGAUACAGUAUGUGGCCCAGUUUCGGGUCAUUUCAGGUUUGAACUGCUAUAUCUUCCUUUUCAGGAAAGGUACGGUUUUCAAAUGCUCACUUGAGAAUAGAAAAGGUGUUUCUUAACAAUAUUUCAAAAGAUUGACUUUUCUUACCUUUCACUUUUAGAAUUAUUUAUAUUUUUAAGAAUCAUUUUAGGUGCCCAGUAUCGGGUCAACUGCACCAGUAUCGGGUCACUUCAAGUUUCUUUGUUUAUUGGGCUAUUCCAUUUAAUAUCCGUACCCCCCUGUCGAGGAUCCCUGGAAUUCUUCAGGGGUAAAGGUUUUGAGCUUGGAAUUCUUCAGGGGUAAAGUGUUUUGAGGUUGGAAUUCUUCAGGGGUAAAGUGUUUUGAGGUUGGAAUUCUUCAGGGGUAAAUGGUUUUGAGUUUGGAAUUCUUCAGGGGUAAAGGGUUUUGAGCUUGGAAUUCUUCAGGGGUAUAGAGGUUUGAGAUUGAAAUUUUUCAGAGCUUGGAAUUCUUCAGGGGUGAAGGGUUUUGAGCUUGGAAUUCUUCAGGGGUAAAAGGUUUUGAGCUUGAAAUUCUUCAGGGGUAAAGGGUUUUGAGCUUGGAAUUCUUUAGGGGUGAAGGGUUUUGAGCUUGGAAUUCUUCAGGGGUGAAAGGUUUUGAGCUUGGAAUUCUUCAGGGGUAAAGGGUUUUGAGCUUGGAAUUUUGGAAUUCUUCAGGGGUAAAAGGUUUUGAGCUUGGAAUUCUUCAGGGGUAAAGAAUUUUGAGCUUGGAAUUUUGGAAUUCUUCAGGGGUAUACAGUUUUGAGUUUGGAAUUCUUCAGGGGUAUGACAAUGAAAAACAUGUAUCCUCGACAGGGGGGGUACGGAUAUUAAAUGGAAUAGCCCAUUGUAUAAAAGUGUUUGUUUUACGGCAAUUUUCGAUCAUUUUGUAUAGUUUCAACAUGUCUUAAGUUAUUAACAAUUUUUUGUGAGGUUUUGACAAGGUUUAGACAUGAUAUUUCCAGCUUGAAACUACCUCUUCUACACAGUUUUUGCGGAGUGCGUUCUAAGCAUUGAACUAUAAAUAAACUGGAAGGCUAACUGCUAUGAUGAAGGCCUAUGAUUUGAUGAAGCCAAAAUAGUUUUUCUGAGUUAUGAGCAGAAAUACUUGACCCCAAACGUCGUGCUAUAUAUCAAAUUGAAGCUAUUGAAAAUUUCUAUUUGGUGUGGAAAUUUCACGACUUCAGCGAAAAGAAAAAUAUUUUAAAAAUACAAAAACAACUGCAAAACGGCAAAUUAUCGGUAAUUAUGUUUGUAAUAUUUUGAUAUUUCCCUUUUAGCUAAAGUCUUGAAAUUUCUACACCAAAUAGCGUUUUUCAAUAGCUUCAAUUUGAUAUAUAGCCCAACGUUCAGUGUUGAGUAUUUCUGCUCAUAACUCAGAAAAACUAAAAUGCACUGGCUUCAAUUCCCCCCCCUGAGUUAGCCUUCCAGUUUAUUUAUAGUUCAAUGGUUCUAAGCAGUGCUUCCACUUUCAAAGGUUGAAACAUAGCUGACCCGAAACUGGUCCACAAAGCCAAACUAAAACGUAAUUUGUGGGACCAGAAUAUAUCUCUGAAAUUCUGAAUAAUUGAAUUGCCAUUUCAUAUUUAUAUAUUCUCGGCAAUAAUCUAUCGUCAGGACAAAAUUGGGCAGUUACAUGGAGAAUUACAUAUCAAUAAUACGAUUUAUUGUUAUUAGUUAGUUUUACUGCGCAGUGAAAUGAACAAAUUUUAGUAAAAGAAUAUAAACAUACCCGGACAAAAGGGAUUCUUCUUUGAAUACAGUUCAACUAAAAAGCCUGCGAAAACUAUCAUCCAAAAAAGGAAAGGUUCACCAUUAUAUCUAUAUAUUUCAUUUCGCGUCGCUUUUUAUCUCGGCGGAAAAAAAUGAAAUCAAAUUUCUAUUGACCCGCUACUGGUACUGACCCGAAACUGGGCCACAUACUGUACGUGUAAUGUGCCUUUUCUUGCAGUAAAAUAAAUCGUGAAGGUUUGACCGAAGGUCUACGUGCUGUCUUGCAACACUCCAAGGACAAGAAACGUGGAUUUCUUGAAACAGUUGAGCUACAAGUGAGUCUGAAGAAUUAUGACCCGCAGAAGGACAAACGUUUUUCGGGCACAGUGAAGUAAGUUUUUGUUUGACUUUUUUAACCACAUGGGGAUUGAGGAGUUCUAGUAGCUUAUAAUAGUACAUCAAUAAGUUUUUGAAAGUUAAUUUCUAGGUAUAUAAAUUAACCAUAGUCUAUGCAUCAUAGACUAUGGUUAACUUUGCAGUCUGGGAGAUGUACCCUCCCCCCUGUACCACCUCCCCCCCUUACCCUUUCUCCCCCUGAACAUCACCUCCUCUAAAACAAUUUUCUCGCUUGAAAAUCUUAACCCUCACCUUAGUGGAAAGUAUCUUGGUUAUCGAUGCAUGGUAUGCCAAUGAAAAUGUUUAACUAUCCCUAGAUUGAAACAUAUCCCACGGCCCAAAAUGAGCGUCUGCAUUCUUGGUGACGCGUCGCAUUGUGACGAGGCUAAGGCAAAUGACAUACCAUUUAUGGAUGCAGAAUCAUUAAAGAAAUUGAACAAGAACAAAAAGUUGGUGAAGAAACUAGGUUGGUUGCUUGACUCUCGUCAUUAAUUGCAACAUUUAAGUUCCAUAGAUUACAUUUCAUCUUAUCCAAUACUAAAUAUGUCCAUAAUCAGCAAAUUAAAUUUAACAGAUUGAUAAAAUAUCAAAAUUGAUAUUUUAUAAAUGGUUUGUUCCAGUAAACAUCCACAUUCCCGGGGGAGAAUUUGUUUUUGAUAAUACUAAAACAAAUUCUCAGUGUUUGAGGACAUCUAAAGGGGAGAAAGAAAUUGCUUACAAUCGGCAGAAAAGCAGGGUUUCCAACAUGAAAAAGCAGGGAAAGUCAUGACUGUCGAUCACCAUGAUUGGGAACUUUGGGAACGUUAUUUCAAGCCCUGGUGGGGUUUAACUUCCAAUCUUUUCUGUGGGAAAGGUAUGGAUGUUUUCUGGACCAACCCAAUGCUUUCCGUAUUCGCAUCUAUAAAAGCUAUGAUUUAAUAAUAACGAUGUAUUGGCAAUACAUCCACAGAGUGUCUCUUUGUUUACCAGAAUAUACAAUGUGCAACUUAUAUACGAAUACUACUGCAAUCAAUACAACCGUUAUUUAAAGUAAGGAAAUUAAAUUCAAAUCUGUAUUCAUACUAUAGCGAAGAAGUACGAUGCUUUCUUGGCAUCAGAUAGUUUGAUCAAGCAGAUUCCACGUCUCUUGGGACCUGGUCUCAACAAAGCUGGCAAGUUCCCCACCAUGAUCACCCACCAGGAGAAUAUGGUGCAGAAGGUGCAGGAUGUUAAGGCAACAAUUAAAUUCCAAAUGAAGAAGGUGAGUGAAGAACCAGAAUCUUGGGCACAGCACUCUAAGAAACUGUUUUAUUUUGGAGCAAUUUCUAUAUUAGAAAUGUUCCAUUUAAAAAUAGGUCUUUCGUGGCUAUUUAGCUGUUAAAAUUCAAAUCAGUUACCGGUGUGAACACAAAUGACCACUUGCAUAAUAGACAAAAUUUUCAUCUCAACAAGUUUAGACAAAAAUUUCAUCACAUCUUGAAAGAACAUCACAAAAUUAGUAAUAUUCCAAAGUUUUGUUGCAAAGUGUUGUAAAAUGCAGAUAAUAUAGCCUUGCAAAGUUUGCCGUUUUUGUAUUACAAACGGGAAAUUGACAGACCCAAAAGGUAUUAGUCUGUCAAAAUUUCCCCCGCGUAAUGCAAAAUGACUGAAAAACAGCAAACUUCGCAUAGCUAUAUUAUCCGCAUUUUACAACAUUUUGCAACGAAACUUUGGAAUAUUACUAAUUUUGUGAUGCUCUUUCAAGCUGUGAUGAAAUUUUUGUCUAAACUUGUUGAGAUCAAAAGUUUGUCUAUUAUGGAAGUGGUCAAUUGUACAGCUCAACCAUUUGACAAGCUGGCUUAGAGUGCUGAUAAGGCCCUUGUAACUGGUAGACCAAUAAUAUCCCACCAUUCACAAGGGUUUAUGUGUUUGGUUGAAUUGGUCGGACCUGUACCCAGGGUCUUAAAACAAUUGGGAAGCCAAUGUUAUAUUUUUGGCGAAAUUUUGUACAGUACAGGUAAUUGUAGUUGAUUACAAUAUUAGCCAAACUUGCAUCUACUAACCUUAGGGUAAACCUUAUAGUUGUCUGUCAUUUUGAAGCUACAACAUGCCCUAGUUGAAUGAUUUAGUUUACUCAGGUCAAGACCAGACAAUUUUAUUUUGCAAUAGAAAAGCUCCAGAUAAACAAUUAGUUUAGCGAUAGUUUCUGUUUAAUAAACCAGAAUAGUAGCCUACUCUAAUUAUACUAUACAAAAGGACAGUAACUCCAAAUAACAUUUUGUAGCUUUAUUGAAUCUACGUUUCAACUAUAUUGCAGUCAUCAUCAGGACAGAUUAGUGUAUAGUCCUGAUGAUGGCUAAAAUAUAGUUGAAACAUAGAUUCAAUAAAGCUACAAAAUGUUAUUUGGAGUUACUGUCCUUUUGUAUUUUAUAAAAAUACUCGGUGGUUCCCGUAACUAAUUAUACUAAUACUGGUAUUAUUUUUAAUAUUAUAUUGUUAUAAAUAUUAGCAUAUUAUUGUAGCACACAGAAUAGUAAAGUUGUAGAAAACAUGCAGUAUAAAGCUUUAUUUUCUAUGUUCAAUCUUUUUCUAGGUGCUUUGUCUUGCAGUGGCUAUUGGACAUGUUGACAUGUCAGAAGAUGAUUUAUACAAUAACACUCUUCUUGCCAUCAACUUCCUUGUCUCACUGCUCAAGAAAAACUGGCAGAAUGUCCGUGCUUUAUAUGUUAAAAGCACCAUGGGUCCUUCCCAACGAUUGUAUUAGAGUAUAAUUGAAAGGACAUUGAAUAAAAGCUUCCUAUGCC
This is a messenger RNA of Paramuricea clavata, 5176 nucleotides long. The record is from the annotation of a GenBank genome assembly. Lineage: Eukaryota; Metazoa; Cnidaria; Anthozoa; Malacalcyonacea; Plexauridae.